AACAGUACUUGCUAGGAGAAGAAAUUAGAUAGUAUGCCAUUUCGGGUUUAAAAUCUGACAGUAUGGUUCAGGACGGGUAUAGCCACAUGUCUCGGGUAUGGGUCGUGUUUCAUUUUAAGGCCCGCACUUUAUGAUUCCAGUAUUGUCCGAUUUUAUUGAUGAUUUUAAAUAUGUUCUUUGAUUGUAAUCUUGACUGACAGUUUUUAAGAUUUUGGUCUUUCCCCAUUUAAGUAGAUAGGAGCUGCACUGGCAUAUAUGAAACUAGCCUCCCGAGUGCGUUCCAAAGAUUGCCGACAGUGGACUGACUUGCUAGUAGUAAUACUUUGCUGUUACACUCUCUGCUAUGGUAAAAACGCGGAGGUUGCCGUCUCAGUAUAGAACGUCUCUGGCCAAACCCCCUGCAGCCGUGCCGAGCGCUCUGAUUGGCUGCGGCCGGAGCCACAGGAAGCGACGGCUGAGCUCGAUGAUUGGCUGAUAUUUUCUUUGUGUGCGGGGCAGCUGGCGACUCGUCUGCAUUUUCAAUGGUCUCGUGUUGGGAGGCGAAGGUGUCCAUGGGCAGUACAGCAACAAAGGAGCCAGGAUGGUGUUAGUGCACGUCGGAUAUCUGGUUCUUCCCGUCUUCGGUUCCGUAAGAAAUAGAGGAGCACAUUUUAGCAGGCACCAGCAUAGUCAUGCUACCUCCUGCCGGCAUUUUCAUCUGGCUGCCACAGCAACGGCGCUGCCUGCCGAGUUCCCACCCCCUCCCCUCGCCCCACCUCCUUACCAGGAAGUCCCGCCUCCUUUCCUACCUCAGGCCUUACAGCAGCAAUACCUCAUCCAGCAACAGCUACUGCAGCGCAGACGCACACAGGAGCGAGUCCCACUGAACACGCAACGGUUACGCCCAGGAUACGAAUAUGCUCUGCCCCUCCACGUCCCACAGCCAAUCCCACAGCAGCCCAGAUACCUUGCGGAGGGCACAGACUGGGAUCUGAGUGUGGAUGCAGGUGUCCCUCAUCAGUAUCCUCUGCAGCAGCUUCCUCAACCCUACCAACACUACCUGGCCUCUCCCAGAAUGCAUCACCUGCCCAGAAACACGUCCUCCACCCAGGUGGUUGUCCAUGAGAUUAGGAACUAUCCGUACCCACAGCUCCAUUUGCUGGCGCUACAGAGCUUGAGUCCCAGCCGACAUGCAUCUGCUGUUAGAGAGAGCUAUGAGGAAUUGUUGCAGUUGGAGGAUCGAUUGGGAAGUGUCAAUCGAGGUGCAGUGCAGACAACCAUAGAGAGAUUCACCUUCCCUCACAAAUACAAGAAGCGGAAGCCACUGGAUCUGAAGUUGUAUGAGAGUGAGGAAGAGUCUGAUGUGGAUGAGAAAUGCACUAUCUGCCUCUCCAUGCUGGAGGAUGCAGAAGAUGUCAGGCGGUUACCCUGUAUGCAUUUAUUCCACCAGGUGUGUGUGGAUCAGUGGUUGGCCACCAGCAGGAAGUGUCCCAUCUGCAGAGUGGACAUCCAGACACAGCUCACACCCGAGAGCUGAAACACACACAUGAACAAAUAACACGCACUCUUUCGCUCUUAUAAGACACAUUAAUUUACAUAUAUCUCUAAACAGAUGUAGGAGAAACCCCGUUUGCAGGGUUUGCAUCCAAAACACAGCUCACACACACUGUAUAUUACAUACACAUGUUUGUGUACAAAUCAUGCACUCCACAAGAAUGAGCCAUUCAACACACACUAAAAACACACUUAAAUGCUAUACUGAGCCAAUGAGAAUAACUGACACUACACACGCUAACACACACUGGUAGAGCUUAAUAAAGGGUCUGUUGUGAAGGGUGAUGCUGUUUGUAGGGAAAUGGUGUGUGUUCGUAGCAUAUGUGUGUGUAUCUGUGCAAUUCUUUAAGCCAUGAACUUUACUAAAGACCCUCAGCUUGUAUACAAUACACGCACAGUGACUCGCACACCAAUUAACGAUAGUACACUCAUGCAUGCGCAUAUUUGGGUAUAUACAUGAUGAAGCUCUUGGCGGAUAAGACACUGUUAAAUCUAGCUGCUGGUGUGUGUGUGUGUGUGUGUGUGUGUCCGCUGUAUUUCUGAUCUGCAAUACUGCUUUAGUCUUACACACUGGAGCUAUUUCACUAUAUUGCUGUGUGUGUGUGUGUGUGUGUGUGUGUGUGUGUGUGUGUGUUGUAUGUGUGCUAGUGGGUGAAUCUCAUGAAACCUGUUAAGAACAUGUUAUACCCUAAAAUCAAAAGAAAGUGUGGAAGAAAAUUAUAUUUCCCUUAAAGGUGCACUCAGUAUUUUUUUUUCCUCCAUUAAAACAUAUUUUCUCCUAAAGAAAUUCAUUGUAGUUUUGAAACAUAUGUGAGAUGAAGAGUUCAGUCAUAUCAGUAACCUCAUAAAAGCGGUUUUAUUCCACACAGGGGAGGGGCGCCUCAUGGGGGCGGCCAUUUUAGAAUCACAUGACCACUUAAUACUUCUCGCUUUAUCUCAGUAACAAUUAAUCAGUGAAUUUCUACAAUGGCAUCUGUAACUGAUAACUAUUGAUUUUGAAUGAUGCAUCCACACCACUAGGUGUCACUGUAAGUACAAGAUGACACAAACAAAAAGUUACUGAGAGCACUUUUAAAGAAAGUUUUUUUUCAAGCACAUUUCCUCCAAUUCAUACGGUAAUGCGAAACAAUCUCAUUCUUGCGAAAUAAAUAAUAUGUUAUUAAAUUGUAAAUAUUUAAAUUCGUUUAAAAAAAUUAUUUGUCUUUUGAUUUUGGGGUGAAAUGUGUCCUGUACAUGUUUUCUCGAGAUUUACCCCACUAUUUUAUGGGUCUUGGGUUAGCUGUGCACAAUGGUGCAUGUAGAAAAGCCAAAAAAAAAGAAAACAAAUAAAAACAACUCCCAUCACUCAUUUCAAAGACAGCAGGAGGAGGGCUGUUGUCCAAAAAAAAAAAAAACGCUCCAGGGAAAAAAAGUAGAUGGAGAAUGUUGUGAUUGGUGGAUUCAUGUAGAUAGGCGCAGUAGUAGUUGCAUGCAUCUGUGCUUGGGUUGUUAUUUCAAGGUACACCUGGAAGUGUGUGCGUAGCAGUAUGACACUGCAUGAAUGUGUAUUAGCUCCUAUAAGCUGUGACGAUCUGUAAAAUUAUCAGACCCAUGUAGCUUGUGUGCGUGCGUGUAUGUAUGCGCGUGCGAGCGAGAGAGAGAGAGAGAGACCCUGCCAUGACCUUUGACCCAAAAUGCCUACUGAAAAAAGCACAUGUGAGCAUCGCUAAAGUGCCCGGCCUCACUCUGGUGCUGCGCUGCCAUGGUUAUUGUAUUUAUUAUUGGUAUUUAAAACAUGCAGUGUUUGGAAGGAGGGGCGGGGCUUGUGCGUGUCCAACCAUGUUCUUGUGUGACAGGUCUCCCCUCGUGGUUGCUAUGCUGGUUGCUAUGCUGUAUUGCUAGAACUACAAUGUAGAAUGUUGUGUGAUAGAGGACCGUCCAACAACAGCACACAAGCGGGGUCGAGACAGGUCAGAACUGACGAAAAACGGUACGGCGCAGAAAUAAUCUUAGUCCCAUAAGACCCGACACAUUCUCUAAGCAAGUACAUGAUCGCAAACCGCUAAUAUCGCAUGUUGUUAUGUUACGAAAUGUGUCGGAACGGAAUUCAUAACGCGACGCAAAUACGCUUUCCAUUCUCGGCUGUAUCGUCAUUAGUGUAAACUGUAUUUUUAAAAUUCCUGUUAUGGUGAAGCAACUGUUUGAAGGGAAUCUUGCAGAGCAAGUUAGCUAGCGUCCUGAUUAAUAACGCAUUAAAUUUAACAGCUUUAGAACGUAACGCCAUCGCCCCCUUAAGUUAAAGUUUGUUACUGCGGCACGUUAAGUAUGCACAACGUGACCUCGCUUGCAAUGCGUCUGCGUCUACGUACUUGCGAAACAAUUUCUGACCUUAAACUUAAGUUGUUUUUAUACGUAUUUUUUUUUUCUUUGAUAAAUUCUACAUAUUACAAAAUGCAGAAAAGAAUAGUGUUUCGCGUAGAAGUGCAUUUGCCUUAUUAUGUCAAUUUGACCUAAAAGCAGGUCGGAGGUUAAAACAAACAAACUUCAAUUCAAACGUUUCGACAGCUACGUCGGUUUCCGUCCAGUGAAAAAAAAAAACGCCUGAACACCGAAUUCGUUUCGGCUAAUGAGCUGUGGUUUUUGCCUGUGUGUUGACUCCUCCCCCUAGUGUUCUGUGUGCUGAUUGGUGGAUGAUUCGUGGCGCACGUUGAUCGUUUACACAAGAGUUAUGUCCGUUGAAAUGCCUUAAGUAUUUAACAAUCAUAAUUUAUUACUAACUGUAGAUAUCGUGGGUGUGUAUUUAAUUCUGUAUAGUUUCAUUUUUUUGCAAUUGAAUCAUAGUUUAUUUAUUUAGAAAUAACACAAAAUGAAUAAAACUCUUACCUCAUGUU
Molecule: messenger RNA, 4403 nt
Organism: Xyrauchen texanus (razorback sucker)
Lineage: Eukaryota; Metazoa; Chordata; Actinopteri; Cypriniformes; Catostomidae
Product: E3 ubiquitin-protein ligase RNF165-like
Exons: 8
Coding region: 581-1516 (311 amino acids)
Molecular function (GO): zinc ion binding; ubiquitin protein ligase activity
Source: RefSeq, a predicted model, not a curated record